Drosophila gunungcola (fruit fly) is the source of this 1560-nucleotide messenger RNA. RefSeq names its product tyrosine-protein phosphatase non-receptor type 23 (gene Cpr97Ea). The record is from RefSeq and is a predicted model, not a curated record. Lineage: Eukaryota; Metazoa; Arthropoda; Insecta; Diptera; Drosophilidae. The transcript has 4 exons. Gene Ontology annotation, cellular component: chitin-based extracellular matrix. Gene Ontology annotation, molecular function: structural constituent of chitin-based larval cuticle. The coding region runs from base 330 to 1430 and encodes 366 amino acids.
CGUUAUGGGAGAGUUAAAAAGGUUUUCCGCGAUCGGUAUAUAAAGCGAAAUACAACAACCUGGGCGGCUCAGUUGCCGUCGGUUCCAAGUUAAUACUCCACGCGAUCUCCGCCGAAGUUGGUCCGAAGAUUUGCCCGAUUUGCCCGAGAUAGUCACCCGGUUCAUUAGGGGAAUUGGAUUUGGAAUUGAAAUUGAAAGUGCUUUGUUGUCUUCGACACUCGACACUCGAGCUGGGUGUUGCCAGCGAAGGCCUUUUGCGAUUGCAUUCAGGGCUUAAUCGAUUUGAAAUAGCUGGCCCCACAAAAGCCAAUCAGCGGAUACAAUUCAACAUGAAAGUGCUGCAACGAGUGCUCUUAGUCGGCUGCCUGAUGGUGGGAGUGGGUAUGGUGAGGUCGCAGGACUAUCAGGAUUACCAGGAGAAUACACCACGGACGGCUCCACUUCGCCUGCGAGCAAAUUCAGCUCCCGCCCGGGCUGAGGCGCCACGAGCUGAUCCGGUGGCCAUUCUUAAGCAGAUUAACAAGCACAAUGAAGACGGCUCCUACACGUAUGGCUAUGAAGGUGCUGAUGGUUCCUUCAAAAUCGAGACUAAGUUAGCCACCGGCGAAGUCAAGGGCAAGUACGGGUAUGUGGAUGAGACCGGAAAGGUGCGAGUGGUGGAGUAUGGGGCCAACAAGUAUGGGUUCCAGCCUUCCGGAGAGGGCAUCACAGUGGCACCACCCACAUUGGUGGAUGAAACUGCCAAGGAGGAGCCAGACUACGCGGAUGAGCCCGCACCACAGCGUCCUCAGAAACCUUAUCGUGUUCAGCGUCCCCAGCCACGCCCACAGCCUCGCCCGCAACCCCAACCGCAGCCGCAGUACGUGCAAUACGAGGAGGAGGAAGAGCCACCACGUCGGGUUCAGUAUGCCCCGCAGCCACAGCCACAGCCUCAACCACUGCCGCAGCCACAGCAUUUGCCACAACAGCACCACCAGCCGUCAGUGGGUCCGGCACCACCACGAAUCCAAAUUCCCGGGGCCCAGCGCACCACCGAUGUGCUUUAUUCGCCGCUGCAGCGUCCCGCUCGCCCUGAACCGGACUAUUCGCAAUCGCAGAGCUUCGGAGAUGGACCCUCGAAUGUGCGCAUUUCCCGGCCCGUCUACGCCCUGCCCCCUGCAUCGCCGGCUCCGAGCAGUGCCCGGGCUCAGGGAUUCCUGGCACCCGCCUCCGGAGGACGCCCUCUCCUGGAACCGGUGGGCUUCGGCCAGUCCCAGGCACCCAUCGCGCGUCCUGUGCAGCAGCAGCAGCAGCCGAGCUACCAGCCGCAACCACAGUCCCGCAGUGGCGUAGGUGGUGGCUCGGGUUUGCUGGAUCAGUUGGCCCGCGACUACGCCCUGCCGCAGGGAAAUGCCCAGCCACUGCACGACAUCACCUUCGGCUACUACUGAGCUGGAGUCCCCAUGCCCCCUAACAACCCAGAGAUUCCUUGCUUCUAGGUCCUAAUCGCACAGGUGUGCCUGUCUCUGACAUUUUCUAAGCGAUAAUAAAAGUUCCAGUUCCCCAAUUAAUAAACUAAAA